Messenger RNA from Arvicola amphibius (Eurasian water vole), 3819 nucleotides. It is a transcript of the gene Mei1, whose product is annotated as meiotic double-stranded break formation protein 1. The record is from RefSeq and is a predicted model, not a curated record. Lineage: Eukaryota; Metazoa; Chordata; Mammalia; Rodentia; Cricetidae. Gene Ontology annotation, biological process: meiosis I.
AUGACGGCUGCUGACUAUCCAGCGUUUGGGAGAGAUGAAGAAGCGGUGCUGCUCCUCGAGAGGACCCAUCACCGGCACGAUCCGCGUUGGCUGUUGCCGGUGUCCCCUCAUGUCUGCCUGGCCUGCGUACUGGAGCUGCUGCCGGAGCCCAGCGUGUCGUUGGUGCGCAAGAAGCACGUGGUGUUCUGCUUCCAAGAUGCUCUCGUGAGACACACCUCCUUGGUCACACAGCUGGUAGCUCAGGACCAGAGAGUCUGCAUCCGUUUGGUACGCGUACUUUUUGGGCUGAUGAACAGCGUGGAAGAUGGGAGCGUAGCAGACCUCUGUACUGAAGUUCUUAUCCAGCUCACCACCCAGCUGAAGCUGGAGCAGGUCAUCCACUGCCUGGUGAGCGAGUGCUACAGAGAGCUGUGUUGCAUGCCCUCCAUGGGAGGCAGCCUGGCCAUCAUGACUCUUCUCGGCAAGCUGGUGGAUGCCGUUUCUGGUUUGGCGGAUGAGCUUGUAAUGGAGCACGGCACGUUGAUGGAGCAUCUGCUGAGGGGCUUGGUUUACCCCAAUGAGGCAGUGCAGGCCUCCGUCUGCUACCUUUAUGGGAAGCUCUACUCCUCGCCGACGGCAGCUGAGAUGCUUGCAGGCCAUUUCCGGGAGAAGCUGUGUCCCCUCUUCCUUUCCACCCUGGACAAUGCCCAGACAAAGGACCUACAGUUCAACUGUCUGGGUUUGCUAAGGCAGCUGCUGAAGUAUGAUCUCUUUGUGUCCGUGAUCAUGAGCAAGUCUGUGCUGCUCGAGAGUGCCAAGGGUGUUGAGCGGCCAUUGAGAGAGACCUCGCUGCCUUUGGUGCUCAAGAAGUUUCUCCUCUCCAGAGACGAGAUCCUGCAGGUGGCCAGUUCCCACUGUAUAACUGCGGUGCUGGUCCACUCCCCGGCAAAGCAUGCUGCUGCCUUCAUUCAUGCUGACAUCCCAGAGUUCCUCUUCGAGCAUCUUUCGGCUUCCAGCGAAGUGCUGGUCUGGUCCAGCUACAACUGCUUGAUCCUCCUGGCAGAAGAACCGCUCUUCUUUUCCAAGUGCCACACAGUGUAUGGGAUUGAGGCAGUGGUCAGGAGCCUCCAGGGAAGCCUGCAGAUGACCAACACAGAACUGCAUAAGCAGGGCUUGCUGCUCUUCGCUGAAAUUCUGACUCGGCAGCCAGAAGAGAUCAGGCUGUUCACAAGCUCAGCCAUGUGCAGAGAUGCCAGCCGUGCCCUCCAGGAGGCGGUGAGCAGUCCGGUGGUAGAUGUGGCCACUGAAGCACUGAGGGCCAUUUCGGCUUUUCUGAGGAAGGACCAUCAGAGCUCUCUACCUGUGCAAUACAGAGCCCUUCGGGCCUUGCUUGAAGCCAUGCUGAGUCGAUGCAUGGAGUUUUCCCAGACCCCGCUGAACAGGAGGCCCCUGGGCCAUGCUUGCAGGUAGAAACUCAGAGAAGGCAUUCUUCGAAUGGGGAAAUUCCUCCUGAGCACUCGAGGGUUCAGGAAUGCCUGCAGGUUGGCUGUGGAAUUCCAAGGCGAGCCUUCCACUCAGGAGAAUCCUCACAGCUCCAGGUGCAGAGAGGAAGACACCUUGGAGGCCUUCUCAGAAUUUCUUCUCAGUGCCUGUGACUCCAGUUGCAUCCCUAUGGUGAUGAGAUACUCGGAGGAGGCCAUGCAUCCAAGCCUGAUGGAAGUUUUCCUCUCAGUUCUGCACAGCCUCUUUGUCAUCGUUCCCCACAUGAAGGUGAAGUUCUCCAGGAAGCUUGUUCCCUGAAGCUGACUCAUCAUCAUACGGCUGACCCUGGAGCUGAAGGCCAAGUUCUGCAAUGGCCAGAGUCACUCAUCCCUCAAUCAGGUGUGUUCCAGUUUCCUCUACUACAUGUGCCUCAAUCUGCUCUCAGCUCCAGAGAAGACAGAACCCUCCUCCCAAGAAGACUCAGCGCAAGUGUCUGAGUUCCUAGGCAGCAAUGGACUGCCCCAGAGAAGCAGGCAGGACCCGAGGAAAGCCUUGCUUUCCUGGUCAAGUCGCCAGUAUGUGGAGGCCGCUGCACGCCAGAGACAAUACUGCAUCCUGCUCCCUCUUCUACCGGCUCAUAUCCACCGCAACAGGUUUGUUCCGGAGGCAGAGUUAUUCGUGGCUGUGCAGAGCUUCCUUUUGUCUCUGCAGGACCAGGGCGAGUGCCCUCCGCCAGCGGCCUGCAAAGCCUCCCUCUACCUGCUGGCCGUGUGCCAGGACAGGGACGGCGCACUGAGAGAGACUGUGAUCAGUGCAAUCAGGAAAUUCCUAGAAGGCAUCUCAGACCUGCGCCUUGUCUACACCCAUCACCCGCUGCUGCUCAGGCUCUUCCUGGUCUACCCAGAGCUGAUGAGCAGGUUCGGGUAUCGUGUCCUGGAACUUUGGUUUUCUUGGGAAGAGUGCAACUAUGAGAACCUAGAUCACGACUCGUCUCCUGGAUGUGCCAUCCUUCCUGCCAGCUUAGCAGCCCUGUUCCAGAUGCUCAGAAGCACGCCUAGUGUCCUACUCAUUUUGCUGGACCUCGUCUAUUCCAGCCCCGUGGACACAGCCCACAAGGUCCUGGUUGUCCUGGGGACCUUCAUCCGGGAGAAUGAAGACAUUGAGGUGGGUGGUCUCAUCCGAGGCCACUUCCUGCUCAUCCUGCAGCGCCUGCUGGUGGAGUACGGAGCCUCCACCCCAGGAGCUUCAGGGAACCUGCCUCUGCUGCUGAACCUCCUCUCCUUGGUGCAGCUCAGGAGUGAGUCGGAGCAAGAACUGGACAGCAUGGCCAUGAAGCUGCUUCAUCAAGUCAGCAAGCUGUGUGGGAAGUGCAGCCCUGUGGAUGUGGACAUCCUGCAGCCCUCCUUCAACUUCUUGUACUGGAGUCUCCAUCGAACCACACCCAGUAGCCAGAAAAGAGCUGCUGCUGUACUGCUGAGCUGCACAGCCUUGGUUGAGCUUCUGGAGAAGAUGCUGGCCCUCACCUGGACAGAAGCAGGCUCUCCCAGGACUCCACUGCUCUGCUCUGCCUGGCUGCUCACUGCCUCCUUCUCUGCCCAGCAGCACGAUGGUCAUUUGCAGGUCCAUCAGACGUUAUCUGUGGAACUAAGCCAAAUACUGAAGACUCUGAGCUUUCCAAAGAAAACGUCUGCACUGCUGUCAGCUGCCAUCCUGCGAUUCCUGCGGACAGCCCUGAAGCAAAGAUUUUCUUCUGCCUUGGUGGCCAUGGUGCCCUCAGGGGGCCAACCACUGCCAACUCCUGAGGACACUGUCCUAGCUCCACUGGAAACAUCACAGGUGCUGUCCCUGCACAUCGGGCUUCAGAACCUCCUGGUGCAGAAAGAUCCUCUGUUGUCGCAAGCCUGUGUUGGCUGUCUGGAAGCCUUGCUGGACUACUUGCAUGCCAGGAGCCCAGACAUUGCACUCCAUGUGGCCUCCCAGCCCUGGAAUCGGUUUUUGCUGUUCACCCUCUUGGAUGCUGGAAAUAAUUCCUUCCUUAGACCUGAGAUACUGAGACUUAUGACCAUGUUUGUGCAGUACCGGAGCAACAACAUCCUCUCUCGUGAAGAGGUGGGUCUUAUUUUGCAAGGUGCAGCACUGGCUGACCUGUCAACUCUCCCAAAUGAUACACUCCAGGCUCUACGUGGCUUCUUCCUGCAGGCCCAGAGUGCGGGUCUCCUGACUGACCACAACAAAAUCCAGACCUUGCAGGCCUCCUUGGAGAAACUUUGUUCCAGGACCUUCGCAGCCCAGCCAGCCCUUCAAGACAUGCUCUGCCUUGGAGGUGUGUCUGUUUCCCUGUCCCACAUCAGAGACUGA